AUGUAUACACACGAAAACAAUAGACUUGCCAAGCCCUAGCUCUCUGUCUGGACACAAGUAUGGCGACUCUGGCGAAGAAGAUGGAGAGUUGUGGAGUAGAGCCAAAUUGGUUGGAUCUUCCGAGGGAACUCAUCGAAUCAAUCAUGAAAAAACUACUUUUGGUCGACAAAGUUCGCUUGAAAGCGGUUUGUAAAUCUUGGAAUAAAGCUGCUACCUCCUACCUGUGGUCGCAUCGCGAAAAAUCUCCGUGGCUGAUUCUUCCCCAAGAAAAAGUAGAAGAAGAAGAAAAGGACGACGACAACGAUAACAAAUGUAACAUCUUCCAAGGGGAGGAUGAUCGUUUUUAUUAUUCCUGCUUCAUCAAUUUUGCAGAUCAGGAACAAAAGCGUUACAAAGUGAACAUGUACAAAGGGCUGGGUGAUGAUUAUUAUGGCCCAAGGUGCGUGGGAUCGUCGUAUGGAUGGCUCAUAAUUUUCGACCAAACGUCCCUCGGUUGUCUCUUCAAUCCAUUCACAGGUACUAAAAUUCAACUCCCAAUCAAGGCUGAUGAUACUCUUGUGGGUAAAGCUAUCCUUUUGUCCGAUCCAUCAUCCUCUAGUACCAAAAGCUUUACACUUGUAAUUUACUAUGGGUUUUUUCAUCACCUAGCAUUCUGUAUACAUAAAGGGAAUGGAGAGUACAAAUACAUAAUAAAGGAUAAAGCGUGGACUAGAUUUGGUGGGGCAUUCUAUUCCGACAUAAUGUGCCACAAUAACAAGCUCUACGCAUUGCGGUUUUCGGAGUGUUCCAAAAUUAAGUUAGAAAACAAUGGCCAAGUUGAAGUUUGGGACUUUGAUGAUUGUUUUCCCAAGAAAGUUGCGACAUUUAAACCUCCCCUGCCCUUGCCACAUGGAUUCUUGCCUCCGUCAUUGGAUUUUUUUCCUGUUUCUAGAUGCAAAUUUUACUCUCAUAUGCAUUUGGUGGAAUCUUUGGGAGAUAUUUUGUUCGUGUUCCUCGAAAGUUCUAGAUCUGGUAUUGGUCAGGAUAUCAAAGAGUUUUUUCAUGUUUAUAAGUUAUUGGAUCAUGAUGGGAAAAGAUGGGAAAAAGUGGAAAAUUUAAAGGGUCAAGCAUUGUUCAUAGGUGAAAAUCAAGCCAUAUCAUUAUCUGCUGGAGAGUUUCCAGAAUGGAAAGAAAAUUCAAUCUACGUCACUUCAUAUAUUCCUCAUGUCAGAGUUUAUAACUUAGACGAAAAAGUUCUCAGGAAUUUGAUAGAAUACUUUUUUGUGCCUCUUUGGAUUGUUCCUUGCUGUUUCUGAUGGAUCGUAGAAGCGAAUUGCUUUUUUUCCUAUUAUUUUAAAACAAAUUAAAUUAUGGUAUGGUUUUUGUGAACUUCUUUUUUAAAUUUAUUGCUUGCUUUUAUAGAUGCUCGUAUUGGUAAUUUGGUAGUGUUCAAUGUUCGUUUUAUUCCUCUUUUAUACUCAAAAAACCAAACAAAUUAAACUAUGGUGUAGUUGCAGUAACUUCUUUUUAAUUUUAUUACUUGGGUUUUAGAGAUGCUUGAAUUGGUAAUUUGGUUUUGCUCAAUGCGUGUUUUAUUUUUGUUUUUGUACUCUGUUCUCCAUGUGUGGAAGCAGGUUUACCAUUCACAAACCAUGACCAGAAGAAGUUACCAAUUAUUAAUAGUUAUGAAAGGAAAAGAUAUGAAGUAGGUUUUUACUGUUAUUGUUAUUAUUAUUUUUGGUUGUAACAUGGAAGCUAAAGUAGCUUGAGUAUCAUAAACACACUUAUCAUCAUUCACUCUGUUAUAUUAUACAUACAGAGUGCGUCUACGGUCAGGACGACCUGACCAAAUUGUAUCCAGACCAAAAACAUGGUCCUUUUGUGAGGAGAUAUCUUGACCGUUCAAUUAAAUGGAUGGCCCAGAUUAAAUUUGGCCAAUCUCAAAUUUCUUUCGGAGGAGCCGCCAUUUGUCCACAGAGAGAAAGAGUCGCCGACCGGAGGAGAAAGAGAAGUAGCCACCGUUCGGAGGAUAAAGAGCCACCGUUCGUCCUAGAAAUCCAUCUGUCCGAAAACCAUCGCCCAGAGCCACCGUUCACGGCGGAGAAUCACCCAUCAGAGGAGAAAGAGGACAUAUUUUUGCUGCCGAUGAUUUUGUGUUUGUUUAAAAGAAGCUUUCAGAGAAGAGAAAGGUAACAGUUAAAGAUUUCUGUGGGAAAACUUUGGUUUCUAUAAGGGAAUACUACAGGAAAGAUAGUACACUUCUAAAGGAAUAAGCUUGACAAGCUUGACAGAGGAACAAUUGGCAAUCUUCAAGAAGAAUGUUCCUGCUAUAGAGAAAGCGGCAAGGAAGAUGGAAUCAAAGAUCAUGUGAACGUCGAAACCGUAUUUGUAUACACGUUUCACAUGGCAAAUUACCAAAAGACAAUGCCUUUUGUCCCCUUUUUAAAAAUUAUUUUUAUUUUUUAUAUUUUUGUUUGGGAAAAAAGAAAUAGUGGGCAUUAACUGUUAUGUUAGGUGAGCUACCUCUCUUCUGAGCUGUUGAACAUCGUGAAUGAGUAUAAUGAUGAUCAAAUUUUGACUUA
Molecule: messenger RNA, 2561 nt
Organism: Ziziphus jujuba (common jujube)
Lineage: Eukaryota; Viridiplantae; Streptophyta; Magnoliopsida; Rosales; Rhamnaceae
Product: putative F-box protein At4g17565
Exons: 3
Coding region: 60-1295 (411 amino acids)
Molecular function (GO): protein binding
Source: RefSeq, a predicted model, not a curated record